AUUUAGGUUAGGGUACAAUUUACAUUAUAUUAUUCUAUAUACUUACUGUGAUUUUCAUUUUCUGUGAUGUCACAAUCUGGAGAUGAAGCUGAUUGUUACGAAGACAAUAUCAAUUAUGAUGAAGCAUUCAAAACCACUGAGGAUGCAGUUUUUAUACCAAAUAUUAAACCAACAGAGUUGCAUGAGAGAUUCCAGCAAUUUGUGAGGUCGAAUAAUGCUUCACGUAACAACAGCAUUGACUGGGAGAAAGGUAACUCUAUUCUGGAGGAGUUAAGUUCUAGUUUCACUUCAGAAACGCGUUUUUCUAGCCAAACUACAGACAGCUCCUUAAGUGAGGAGGAGGUGAAUGAAAUUGUGCGGAAAAAUAAGAAUCUACAGCAACAAGUGAAGGAGCUAAAGGAGAAGGAUGCUCAGAUGUUUCGGCAAGUGGAGUUGGCGGAAGAUGAGACUGAACGGCUUAGAACGGAGCAAGCGAAGCUGCAAUUCGAGCUAAAAAACUGUCAGGAACUUAUGAAGGGUAGAGAAAAGCUGCAUAUUGAAGUUGGGCAACUGCAGCUUGAUCUUGAUAAAGUAAUUGAUGAAAAAGCUGAGCUCGAAAGUGAGGUUAGGAGGUUUAAAAAAGAGGAAGAAGUUACUUUGAUGACAAUGUUGGAUUUAAGGGAUCAGAAUGAUGAACUAAAUGCUAAUGUUAUUGGUUUGCGAGACCUAAAUAAUGAACUACUUGGGGAAAAAAUGAUGGUACAGUUAAGAUGUGAAGCGUAUGAAGCGGAAAUGAAAGAAAAGGACAACGAAAUCGACCAAAAAUUGAUGCUGUAUCAAGAAGUUAAGGAACAAGCUGAAGAUUACAAAGCAGCAGUGCAAAAUUUGAAAGAAGAAAAAGCAAAUUUGAUUAACCAGUUUCAUGAGAUGCAACUUGAAGUCUCAGUUUACCACAAGCAUAAUAUACAAGGGGAUAGCCCAGGUAAUGAAAAGAUGAAACGACGGUCCGAAUGUAUGUUUAAUUUGCAGUCUGAGCUGGCUUCUGCUUAUAACAUGGAAGGAGAAUUGAAUUCGAAAUCUGAAAAAGAGAAUUUCAGUUCAUUGAAUAGUUCUAACGUAGAAACACUGGUUGUAAACCAGGAUAAUGAAACACAAACUGAUGGUUUAUUUCUUGUUGAAGUAUCUGUUCAAACUGAUAUAGAAGAUAAUGCGUUGAUGAAACUGACCGAAGAAAUUGAAUCUUUUAAAGUAGAAGUCCUGCAAAAAGAUGGAAAAGUAGAAGAGCUAAUAUCGGAGCUUGAUUUUUAUAAAAGCAAGUCAGCAUACUUGUCUUCACAGAUUGAUCUAAACAGAUCAAGGACACAAGAAUUGAUCGACAUGCAUAAUAAUGAAAUGGAUGGUUUGGCUCAGCUAACGGAUAUGUUUCAUCAUGAAGUUAAAAAUUCAAUCCUAGACACUGAAGAAAACUUAACUACAAAAAUUUUUGAAAAGAAUUUCACCCCGAUUUGGUCUUCGCAAUUGCUAGAUGCACUUGAUUUAGAAAAUUAUGGGGGGGACGGAAAAAUGUCUCCAAAGUCUGGUUUCCAACUUAAUAAUGCGGAAAAUUUGCCAAUUGCUUUUAAAAAGUUGGUUAAAAACUGCAGUGUUUUGGGAAAAUGCAAAGAUUUUGUUCGGCUUGCUAUAAAUAAAAAGAUAGAGACAAUUCAGAACUUGAUUCACAACGAUAUUGAUCACUCUGAUGACUCUGUUGUACAAGAUCUGGUCACAAAGCAUUUCAACUCUGUGGUUGAAUUAACACAUAGAGUAGACUGGUAUUCACACACACUAGGCAAUCUGCAAACCUCAUGCUUAAUGCAACAAACAAUUAAAGAGCUUUUUGUUAAGGAAACUCUAUCUGGCUCGCCACAAAAUUGUAAAAUCUGUGCAAAAGAUUCUAGUCUCAGUAUCACAGAAGAACAAUCCAUCAUUGAAAUUUCUCCACAUCUGCAAUCAUUGCUCCAAAACCCAAAUCGAAGCUCAAAAUUUGCACAAGCUCUUAUACCCAGUAGGUUGAGUGUAUUCAUGCUGUUUGCUUUGCUGACCAUUGCCAAAAUAUGCCAUAAAUAUUUUUCAUCUUUUAGUCGAACUGGUCUUCUGUGUAUAAUUUUUUUCAUGUGUGCAUUGUUCUCUAUUGAUUUGAACGUAGACUACAAAGUGGAUCCUAUAUUUUAAUAUACUAAAAAUUGAAUUGAGAUUACAGAACCGAACUUAUUUAAAAAGCCUCUUUAUAAACUAAUUAUCCCUGCCUUAAAAAGCCUCUUUAUAAACCAAACCUGGGGUGACGCGUUUAAAUUUGUUGAAUUAACAGUGUUCUGUUAUUAAAAAAACUGCCAUUAUAUUUAUUGUUGCCAUACAUAUUAUAUAUGCUGUUGAUUAUUUAAGUUUAUUAAUGUUUUGUUGGUUUAUUUUUCCUCUUACGAAACUUGUUUAUAUUUGCUUAAUUAUAAUGAAAUGUUAAAAUUAUAUUUCUUUGGUUUUCUAAAAAUGUUUUGUUUUUGCAGCAGCAGGGCAGGUUAAACUAUUAAACAACUUUUAAACUGAAA
Messenger RNA from Ciona intestinalis (vase tunicate), 2561 nucleotides. RefSeq lists its product as uncharacterized. The record is from RefSeq and is a predicted model, not a curated record. Lineage: Eukaryota; Metazoa; Chordata; Ascidiacea; Phlebobranchia; Cionidae.